UCAAAUUAGGCGAAGAAAAGAUGGCGGAGGCUGUGCCAGGGGACCCGGAAGCACUUACCCUCCACUUCCUCCUCCUGUUUGGCUUCUGUCUCACCUAGACCCGUCCGGUCGCAGACUGUCUCCGAGACGCUUCCUGUCCGAAUCAGCAUGAUUCUUCAGAGGCUCUUCAGGUUCUCCUCUGUCAUUCGGUCAGCCGUCUCAGUCCAUUUGCGGAGGAACAUUGGUGUUACAGCAGUGGCAUUUAAUAAGGAACUUGAUCCUAUACAGAAACUCUUUGUGGACAAGAUUAGAGAAUACAAAUCUAAGCGACAGACAUCUGGAGGACCUGUUGAUGCUGGUUCAGAGUAUCAGCAAGAGCUGGAGAGGGAGCUUUUUAAGCUCAAGCAAAUGUUUGGUAAUGCAGACAUGAAUACAUUUCCCACCUUCAAAUUUGAAGAUCCCAAAUUUGAAGUCAUCGAAAAACCCCAGGCCUGAAGAAAUAAAGUAAAAUUAAUCUGGUAAUUUGUCACGGGUUAGUUGUACAACUAGUUAGAAGUUUCAGAAUAAACAUGCAUUUCAUAACUGUCAAAUGUUCUUUUAAUUCUGAGUCCAAAUAAAUUAUUUGGUGAUGUUGA
This is a messenger RNA of Gorilla gorilla gorilla (western lowland gorilla), 614 nucleotides long. It is a transcript of the gene ATP5PF, whose product is annotated as ATP synthase peripheral stalk subunit F6. Gene Ontology annotation, molecular function: proton transmembrane transporter activity. Gene Ontology annotation, cellular component: proton-transporting ATP synthase complex. Lineage: Eukaryota; Metazoa; Chordata; Mammalia; Primates; Hominidae. The record is from RefSeq and is a predicted model, not a curated record. The coding region runs from base 148 to 474 and encodes 108 amino acids. Gene Ontology annotation, biological process: proton motive force-driven ATP synthesis. The transcript has 4 exons.